Carassius carassius (crucian carp) is the source of this 3555-nucleotide messenger RNA. Its product is annotated as angiopoietin-related protein 2-like. Bases 522 to 2126 code for a protein of 534 amino acids. Lineage: Eukaryota; Metazoa; Chordata; Actinopteri; Cypriniformes; Cyprinidae. The transcript has 6 exons. The record is from RefSeq and is a predicted model, not a curated record.
GACACAGCAGAGUGUUCCCUGUGUUCAGUGGUGAUAGGUGGAUGUUAAGGACAUCUCUCUCUAAAUCAAUGUGUCACUCAAAGUGAACAGUUAACAGAGAGCAGCCGGAGGAUCCUUUGGGCAGAGACUCCAGGAGAACAUGCAGACACAUGCUGACCGCGGACAGAAAUUAAACCGCACUUAAAGAACAAUUUGCAACAGGACACAAAAUGAGACUGUCACCCAUCAUCCUAUGACAGGACACACGCCGGGGGACGGACAAGAAGAAAGAGGGACAGAAAGGACGGGUGGAUCUGUGAUGACUUUCACUUCAGGGCCAACACCAUCCAACCUUCCUGGUGAGAGAUUGUAAGGAUAAAGCAAAGAAAAAGAGAGAAAGAGCCGGGAACAUCAGCAAACCAUCCUGGAAUUCCUUGAGCUGGAUUUGUGCCCAAAAGAUAUGCUCUCCGUCUUAAAGACUACAUUUGCAUCUCCUGAGUGAAUACUAGCACUCGCAGAACAAAGACGCAUCUCAGACAGCCAUGACCGACCUCACUUUGAAGCGUUUUUUUCUGGCCCUGCUGACCAUCACCCUGUCCAGACCCGACUCCUCUUCGCUUGGGUUCGCCGAGGAAAGCAGAGACGACAUACUCGAAAGUGAGUUCAUGUACGCCAGUCGUCCAAAACGCUCCGCCGACCCUGCAAGUGCCUCGGACCCUGACAAAUGCUCCUACACCUUCAUCGUGCCUCAGCGCAAAACCACAGGCGCCAUCUGCGUGAACUCUAAAGAGCCAGAAGCCCUGCUGGAGAACCGCAUGAACAAACAGGAGCUGGAGCUGCUGAACGGAGAGCUGCACAAGCAGCGGCGGCAGAUCGAGACGCUGCAGCAGCUGGUGGAGGUGGAUGGCGGCGUGGUCACCGAGGUCAAGCUGCUUCGCAAGGAGUCACGCAACAUGAACGCCCGGGUCACGCAGCUCUACAUGCAGCUGCUGCAUGAGAUCAUCCGCAAGAGAGACAAUGCACUCGAGGUUUCUCAGCUGGAGAACCGUGUGCUGAAUCACACGUCAGAGAUGCAGCAGUUAACCACACGUUACCGGGAUCUAGAACACAAAUACCAGCACCUUGCAUCGCUUGCGAGCAAUCAAAGCACGCUUAUAGUACAGCUAGAAGAGCAAUGCAGGAGAGGAGGCUUUGUUGGUGGAGGUUUUGGUGUUGGUGUUGGUGGAGGAGCAGCUGGUGUUGUACGACAAACUCGACCUUACCAGCCACCUUCAAUCCUCCCGCAGCCACCACAACAUCGCCAACCACCUCCACCUCCGGUCCCACAUUCCCCCGCCAGGCCUUUCCACCCACCGACCUACACCCGCCACAACAACCAGCUCACCAAUGAAAUCCAGAGCGACCAAAACAUCAAAGCAAUGCCACCGACUUUACCAACGGUGCCCCCUGAAACGCACAGCUCCUCAACAGAUAAACCUUCAGGGCCGUUCAAAGACUGUUUACAGGCUCUAGAGGAAGGACACGCCAACAGCGGCAUGUUUCUGGUGAAGCCAGAAAACACCAACAAACUGAUGCAGGUCUGGUGUGACCAGAGACACGACCCCGGCGGCUGGACCGUCAUACAGCGACGCAUGGACGGAUCGGUCAACUUCUUCCGAAACUGGGAGACGUACAAGCAAGGAUUUGGGAACAUUGAUGGUGAAUACUGGCUUGGUUUGGAGAACAUCUACUGGCUGACCAACCAGGGCAACUACAAGCUGCUGGUGACUCUGGAGGACUGGUCAGGCAGGAAGACGUUCGCAGAAUACGCCAGUUUCCGGGUGGAGCCGGAGGCAGAUUUCUACAGGCUGCGGGUGGGUCGUUACCAUGGCAACGCUGGGGAUUCCCUCACCUGGCACAAUGGGAAACAGUUCACCACCCUGGACAGAGAUCAUGACGUGUACACAGGAAACUGUGCCCACUAUCAAAAGGGUGGUUGGUGGUACAACGCCUGCGCCCACUCCAACCUGAACGGCGUGUGGUACCGCGGUGGCCAUUACCGCAGCCGCUACCAGGAUGGAGUUUACUGGGCCGAGUUCCGCGGAGGAUCGUAUUCUUUGAAGAAGGUCACUAUGAUGAUCCGACCGAAUCCCAACACUUUCCAUUAGAACAUCAUGUGAAGGAAAACUCAAGUCUAAUGCGUUAACGCUAAAAACAUUGUAAGAAGUGCAAUGUUAAAGUGUUUCUUUUUGUUAAUUAUUGAUUGUUUACUUUGUUUAGGAGUCUUAUGAAUUCAUCAUAUGUGACCCUUGAGCACAAAACCAGUCUUAAGUCGCUGGUGUAUAUUUGUAGCAAUACCCCAAAAAUACAUUGUAUGGGUGAAAAAGAUCAAUUUUUCUUUCUUGCCAUUAUGCAGUGCUAAGAACUUUAUUUUGACAAAUUUAAUUACUUUUUUUUUUUUUUUUUUUGCACCCUCAGAUUUUCAAAUAGUUGUAUCUUGGUUGAAUACUAUCCUAAUAAAUAAUAAAUCCAAAUACUAUCCUAUCCUUACUUAUUCAGCUUUCAGAUGAUGUAUAAAUCUCAAUUAAAAAAAAAAAGACUGGUUUUGUGGUCCAGGGUCCAUUGCAUACAUUGCAUAUGACUUCAUGAAGGAGACAUAACUCAUGUCUUCUUGGGAUUCUUCCGAAUGGUGUCCAGGCAUUGUGGACACUGAAGACUUAGUGAAAAUACUAGAAAAACUUCAGUCAGACAAACCUGGCAACUCAGGUUCCACAUGACAAGCUGAACAGCAUAGAGUGAGUCCUUAAAUUGAGGAUAAAGUCGACCUGAUCUUAACAGGCAUCCGGGCACCUUAUUCUCGCUGUAAGAAGUCUAACCAUGAUAAACUGUUGUUCUGAGUACUUUAUUGCUAUAAAACAUGAUCUGUUAUGUACCAAUGGAGGCAUAUAGAUUCUCAUUUGAUCUGGUAUAGCAUUGACUUCCAAUACAGGCUACGCUGCAAUUGGACAUCUUAAAAGGUAUUUCUAAUGCAAAAAUGAAUAUUCUGUUGUCGUUUAGAGAUAAAUUUAGCCUAGUCUGUGUGAAUGCAUCCGUUUACUAGAUCAAACAUUAAUGAGAUGUGAACUGGUUAAAUGCACACAUUUAAUCACAGAUGCAAAGCCUCUGUAAACUUCAAUGACUAGACUACAUUUAGUAGCACAAAUGCGAUGCUUCCUUUUCAUUUAGUUUGUUUUAGCAUUGACUUUAAAUAAAGGGUACAUUGCAAUUGUGCCUUGAAGUGGACUACAUAGGAUACAUUUCUGUCAACAUUUAGAGGUACAUCUAGUCUUUGUUUAUGCAUCUAUUUGUAAUUUAAAAGACAUGGAUCGGUUAAACGGACCACAAAUGCAAGGUCUCUGCAAAAGUCACCAAUGCAAAACAUGUCUGUCUUGUACAUUAUUGUCUACACUCAGUCAGAUUUCACUUCGGUUCUUUAGACUGAGUGCUGUUUUGAAACCAUUUGUAUAUAGAAAAUAUGAGUGAGUGUCUUUGUAAUGCAAAUUAUGAUUGUGUUGUGUACUUAUAGAAUUUUCCAAUAAAUUAUGUACUGUACAGCUA